AUGGAGAAUCCAAACGAGUCAGAUGUUCCGAGUGGCCUGGAUCGGCCAUCUCCGGAGGAGCAGUUGUUGAGUGGUGCCGGGACGGCGAGUCAGGCAUUUGAGCCCGAUUAUCGUCUGCCUGGAGAAAUGGGACUAGAUGCAGAAGCGAGGGAGCUACUGAAUGAAGAACGUUCAGAGGGGUCGGAGGAAACAGCGAGGCAAUCAGCUAGCUCGCGUGAUCCGGCUGAUGUGGGUUCUCUUGCGGGGCCGGUGGUAGCUCGAGUGGGAGAAGCGGGUCCAACGUCUGCGCCCGCUCGUAUGCCAUCUGGCAGUGGGGGUAUGCGCAUGGAAGUGGACGAUGUAGAGCUGAUUCCGGAUUAUUCGCAGCUUCCGGAGCACCCAGCUGUUCCUUCUUCCUGGACUGGUCGUGUAGCGCCGUCUCAUGAGGCCACGGGCAGUGGAUCAGGUCCUUUGGAUUCGCUGUCUGGCAUGCUUCAGGGCUUGUUGGCCGAACAGUUGGCACCGGUGAUUCAGAACCAGAGACUGCUUGCAGAAAGGUUGGAGCGGAUCGAAAGUUCCAGGGGAUCAAUGUCUCAAGACUCGGUGAGAGCAGAGCCACGACUUACUGCUGCGCCGCCUGGAAUUUUUCCCUCGGACGCUGGAUUGGGCAGUGGUGUCAUGGGUGCUUGUAGUGGUGCAAUGGGCUUUGGGACAGCAGCCUCAGGAUUUGGAGGAGGACUGUCAUCAGAAAUGGUGGCCGAACUGAAUCGGCAGCAGCAAUCAAAUCCGAUCGGCAGUACCGGCAGGGCUGACGUGGGUGUAGCGACUUUGGGUGCGGAAGGGGGCAUGGGUGCGGGUGGGAUUGAGGGGUCGUCCAAGCACGAGUCCGGUACGGGGAUCGUCUGUCCAAGGAGGGAUGCGCUCUAUGUCUCACCGCGGGUACCCGAUCUCACCAGGCGGAACGGAGUCAGUGAGCGCGCUGAGGAUGUCAGGGUGUCAGUUUCAGAGUUGCCAAAGCUGGAAAUCAAGGAACAUGAAAGGGACUUGGCUCCUCUUCUGUCGGGGGAUUGGCUGGCGAUGAUUAGCCCUGCCAUGAAGGAUAUUUCGUCCACGAGCAGCAUAUGGUGGUCCCAGGUUGUGGAUGCAGCAACUUCUUACUAUCAGCACUGGUUGAUGUGUGACCCAGUAGCUCGGCUUUCAUUGCAACCUUCGCAACCAUAUCGUUUUGAACACACCAAGUAUGCACGUGUUGAGCAGAGAGCUUUGACGAUGCUGUUGCGUGCCGUGCCUACAGUAAUCAAGGAAGAGUUGGUUGCAAAUCGGAAGUUGUCCUGCAUCGAGCUCUUAGCCUUGGUUCACACAACCUACCAACCAGGUGGGCUGAAGGAACGGUCUGCGUUGUUGCGCUAUCUCACGAACCCUGACGGUUGCACGGAACCAGUAGCCGCACUUCGCAGCAUUAAACGGUGGUCACGGUGGAAGCACAGAGCAGCAGAACUGCACAUCUCUACUCCUGAUCCUACCUUACUGUUAGGAGGUGUGGACAUGAUGGUGUCCAAGGCGUUGGCGUUGUACCCGGAAUCACAAUUUAGGAUUUCGUCCUACCGAUUCGCGAAGAGCAUAGAUCACCAGCCUACUGAGGCCAAGGUUGUGGAGUUGGUGAGGUUCGUUCAGGGUGAACUUGAGACCUUGGUGGCUUCAGGUACAGUUCGAUCUAAGACGAAGCCGGACGGGGAUGCAGAUGCCGGUAAGCGUUUGAGGAUUGCGAAGGUUGAGGACAACGAUGCCAAGGGGAAGGGUAAAUCUAGAGAUGAUGCUCCGAAGGGCGCUGAGGGCAAGGGUAAGGCGAUUUGCAAACAUUGGAGAACCGACAAGGGUUGCAGGUUCGCUAAGGCCUGUAAGUUUGCUCAUGAGCCAUUGCACCCUUCCGAGAAGCGUUGCUUUGCUUGCUCAGCGCUCAAUCAUAUGCGAUCGGAAUGCCCUUAUGAGCCUAAGGACGGACGUGCUUCAGAGAAUCCGAAAGGAAAAGGAAAGGGAGGUGAAACGGUAGCAAAGGCUAGCGCUCAGGCCUCGGCUCCUGCUUCCAACAAUCCCAUGCCACCUAGUCAGUCAACUAGCCAGGCCCCCGCCACGGACUCUGAAGACAUUCUCAAGAAAGCCGCAGCCAUGAUUGAGACCCUGCAGACCUCCAUAAAAACUGUAGGUGACGGCUACGGAGGUAGGCCAGGUAGCAAUGAGCCCACGGGCCUGAUAGACUCAGGUGCGUCUGCUUGUAUGCGCGCCAAGGUAGAUGGAGAUGUCGUUGUUGGGGUUCGGGUGGUGUCGCUUGCUCAGGGUGAGGCCGAAGUUGAGGUCAAUCAGGCGGGUACGCUGUUGACAUCACAACAGAUUGAACCGAUAGUCUCGGCCAGACACUUAAUCAAGUGCGGUUUCAAGAUCACUUGGUCCCGGAGGGCAUUCUUGCUCCUUGAUCCUCAAGGUGUUGCUGUCCCUGCGGUCAUCCAAGCUGGUUGCCCCCGGGUCACGCGUUCGGUUGCGCUAGCUCUCAUUGAUUUCAUUGAGAAAACAUCCUUAGAGGAAGGGGCAGCUGUUGCAGAAUCGGUGAGGGUUGCUCGAGCUUCGUGUGCCGAUCAGACUGCCGCUUGGACGAUAGGAAUGGAGAAGCUAAGGGAUGGUUGUCAGGAGGGUGAUCUAGUCAAGGCUCAAGCGUGGCAUCGGAUUACGCUGCAGUCACUGUUUCCUGAGGUUCCCGGUGAUUUGGUUGAUAGCACCUCCUGGUUGGUUCCUUCAGAAGGGGUAAAAGGGGUGUUGAAUCGCCGAAGGAGAAGAUCAGUUGAACAAUCUCAGGGGGUGAUCCUUCACCUGUUCUGUGGGAGUGCUCGAAGGGCGUUUGACUCAGUGGCCAGUAGAUUCGGGCUGAGCGUCUUGCCGAUAGACGUUGAGGAAGACCUGUUGAAUCCUGCCGUGUACUCCUACAUCUUAUCACUCGCGUUGUCCGGUAGGUUGGUGGCGGUGUUGUCAGGACUUCCGUGUCGUACACGGAGUGUGAUGCGAGGUCAUGGGAGUGGUCCUCCCGUGGUGAGGUCAAGGGAAGGUGAGGGCAGAUGGGGACUUCCUGAACUUCCGCAAGCAGAGUUAGACAAGGUCCAGGCUGACGAUGAAUUGUGGAUCAAGCAGCUAUUUGUGAGUAUGGCCGCACAGUGGGGUCUGAAUCAGACUAGUGAGGGUUUGAGGUUGGGGUAUGUCCUUGAGAAUCCCAGGGAUCCCUAUGAGCUCCUUGGGAAGGCGUUCUCCGCGAGUCCUUCUCUUUGGGUCACGCCAGAAUACCUCAAACUGCAAGAGGCCCUAAACCUCACACAAUUCCAUGUUGACCAGGGUGCCUUAGGUCAUGAGCGUCGCAAGCCAACUACUAUCGCCUCAACUUUUGAAGAUUGGCCUGAGUGGUGUAGGAUGGUAAAGGGAGGAGGUUUCGGUUCAGGCGGAAAGAAGGUUGGUGACAGCGCGUUGUGGGCGAAGUGGGCACCUGGGUUGAUUGAGGCUGUUGAGCAGUAUUUGGCUUCGAUUGCUACCAAGUUUCGCCAGCAGGCUGCAAGGGAGACCGUGAAGGCUGCCAGGGCUAGACUCUCCAAACAAACUGUGACACAAACGCUUCAGGAUCAUGUAGCCGCGGGGCAUAUCCCCUACAACAAGGCCUGUUGGAGUUGUCUCAUGGGUCGCCUUAAGCAGCCUCCCCACUUUCGACAGCCAAUCACUGACUCGUAUGUCUUGUCUGUUGAUUUGUCUGGUCCGUUUGCUGAAGGCGUACAUGAAGGUGUCAGGGCUAGGUAUUUCUUGGCUGCCAAUCUGUCAGUCCCAUUUGAUGUGCAUGUUGCUGGGAGUGAGAAGCCGGUAGCCGACGAACCCGACGAGCCUGCACCAAGUGCAAGUGAAGAGCCAGCGGAGUGGGAACAAGCUGGUGAUUACGAGGAGCCUGACGCGGAGCACAAACAGGUUGGUGAGCUACUUCCAGAGGAAGGGGUUGACAAGGACAACUACCUGAGCAAGGUUCAGAUGGUAAACGUUCCUUUCGGGAUUCCGUUGAAGAACAAAGGGGCUCAGGAGGUCUUGAGGGCACUGAAGCUCAUUGAUGCUCGCGCGUCUUGUCUCGGGAUAAAAAUCGCUCGCCUUCACUCGGACAAGGGCGCUGAAUUUGAUAACCGCUUUGUUCGGGACUGGGCGGCGUCAAGGGGGAUUUGGAAGUCUUCAACUGGGGGAGACAAUUGGCGAUCGAAUGGCACUGCAGAAGCCUUAGUCGGCAUUCUCAAGGACUCUGUCCGAGUUCUCUUGCGGGAUGCAGGGCUUGGCCCACGGGACUGGCCUUACGCUUUGAGGCACGCAGCAGGGCGGUUGUUUCAGUCCAGGGUUAAAGCGCUGGGUUGGGAUCUUCCGCCUCUGGUUCCUUUUGGGGCAAAGGUGUUUGUUCAUCGCCGAACCUGGCAUUUGAAGAAGGAUGCUGACAAGGAAUGGGCUGCCAAGGCUGUUGAGGCUAGAGUUCUUGCGCCAGCAUUCGAGGUUGAUGGCGGGUAUCUUGUCCGAACAGUCAAGGAUGAAUUGUACAAUACCAGCUGUGUGUACGAAAACGUUGAAUACCUUGAUCCAGCUCGGUUUGUCAUCCCUGAGGAUAAGGCUACGGAAGCGGACAUCCUGAGGGUGAAAGUUUCGUGGGCGGGGCGUGUGGCGGUGAGUCAGCUGGGCCUUUUGAUGUCUCAGUGUAGGCGGCAUGCGGAUGUGAGUCAACCAACGCAAUUUGCUGACGAUGACUUUGUUGAUGACGCUGUAAGGCAUGCCGUAGUUCGAAAGAUCCUUGAGCUGGAGCAAACUAGCUGUGCCAAGGCUGGCGAAGAGCUGGUGUACAGUUUGUUGCCAGAUGCUGAGGUUCUGUGCACGCACACGGUGCCCUUGGUUGAGGUAGAGCGGUACUAUGGUCUUUGGAAGGAUGCUCUUGAAAAGGAGCUGCAUUCGAUGACACAUGAAAAGCAGGCUCUCAAGGUGAUUUCUGAGGAAGAGCUGACCAAGUACCAAGAAGCUGGAACGCGUGCCAUGGUCAUCCCAAGCAAGCUUGUGUGCACCAGAAAGAGUGGUGGUAGAUUCAAGGCCCGGCUAGUGGCGUGUGGCAACUACGUUGAUCUUCGUGGCAAGGACGGUGAGAAUCGGAGUGCAAGUGUGGACUUGUACGCCGGCGGGAUCGACGCGGCAGUGCUUAGACAGGUGUUGGCGCAUGCUGCCAAGAAAGGGUCAUGGUCAGCUGGCACUACUGACGUCUCUACGGCAUUUUUGAAUGCUGAGCUGUUAGAUCGCCAGAACCCGCUCACUAAGCCAGCUCCGCUCUCACAAGAGGUUCCGUCGGAAGUUGUUGUGCUCCGUCCGCCCUCGCUGUUGAUCAGGCAUGGUUUGUUGCCUGCGCGCAGCUUGAUGCUUGUCCAGCGGGCCGUAUAUGGCCUAGAUCAAUCCCCGCGUGACUGGGGCAUACGUCGCGACAAGGAUCUGCGCACGAUUCGCUUGAUGCUUGACACUUGUGAGUAUCGGCUUGUGAUGUCGGACGUUGACAACAACUUGUGGUUUUUGACCACCGGCCGUAAGUCGGAUCCUGUCGUGGCUUGCUUGAUGGUGUACGUGGAUGAUCUUCUCGCUACGGGACCGCUGGCGGUGAUCCGGCCGCUGCUUGAUGAGAUUUCAAAGCUCUGGCAGUGCGGCACUGUAUCUUUUCUGCCUGAGGACACGUCUGAGGUGCCCUUGGUAUUCUUUGGGUAUGAGAUCAGGCGAGUUGGUAGGAGCUUUCAUCUCAGCCAGAGGGACUACGUAAAGGAGCUUGCUACGAGGUAUCAUGAUCUUCCCGCUCCCUCUACGCCUCUUCCCCCAGGAACCUUGGACAUACCACUCGCAGAGGAGCAAUCAGCCAGCGACCUCAAACAGUGCCAGGCCAUGCUAGGAGAAGCUUUGUGGGUUAGCACGAGAACGCGGCCCGAUGUUUGCUUUGCGGUUUCUCGUCUUUCUCAGGCGAUGUCCAAGAAUGCAGCUGUAGUUAGGCCACUUUGCCUUCACUUGCUAGGAUACUUGUGCCGUACCAAAGACUUUGGCCUCCUGUAUACUGAUCAGUAUCCAGUUCAGGGUGAGCCAGGUUCGGUUGCUUCGGUCACUGGCAAGUAUGUUGUAGAGGCUCAAACGGACGCAGCAUUCGCGCCCACCUGUGAGAGAUCGCAUGAGGCCACAAUGGUGUACACUGAGGGUUCAUUGACGGGUUGGUUGUCAACUCGACAGCCAUUCGUAGCGUCUAGCACAGCUGAAGCCGAAUUGCUCUCUUUGACCACUGGCUUCUCGUACGGGAGGUCGCAGCGGUUCGUGAUUGAGGAGGUUGAGGGGUGCAAGAUAGAUUUAAGGGUUCUCAAUGAUAACCUUGCAGCUACCACGAUCUGCAACAGUCCGUCCACCAACUGGCGAACUCGCCACCUGAGGAUUCGGGCUGCCCAUUUGCGAGAGCAGAUCAGUGAAGGGGAGUGCUCAGUUUCUCAUGUUGAGGGUGCCAGAAACACUGCUGAUUUAGGAACUAAGGCACUCCAGCCUCAGAGGUUCGAGAUGCUUCGGGCCAUGAUGGGAGUUGUUAGCCUCUCAGAGGUCACUGCUCGUCCUGCAGCUGCCACUGUCUCGUCCGGUCCACCGGUUGAGGAAGCUCUUAGAGUCGUUGUCGCUGCACUUUGCGUGGCAUCAGUUAAGGGUCAACCGUUGAGUGAGGGUUCGGAUGAUUUUGGUUUUUGGAGACUCAUCUUGCUCUGGAGCGUGUUGGUGAUUCUUGUCUGGGAGAUCGUCAAGUGGGGCUGUCGGGUGAGCUGCCGGAGGUUCGUGUUACCGGACAUGCCUGAGCCAGACUCAGAAGCUUCCCAAUCUGAGCGGGAGCAGGAACCUGAUGACGAGGAUCUUUUGGUAGAAACUGAUAGGCCUCAGGUUACCGCUGAGCCUCUGGAUGAGGACCCUGGUGUGAUGCCAUUUCGGUACGCUGAUGAUGUCGUGUAUCUUGUUCCUCGUAGGCCCACGAUUGCCUAUCAUACUGAACCAGAGCAGCAGGUCCUAGAGCAGGCAGGGAUUAGAAGACGUCACGCUUUGAGAGUUUAUGCUCCCGAACCUGAUGAUGAGCCGUUGCCGCAAGUGAGAGGUGUCGGGUCCGAUGAUGUUCCUAGGGAAGCUGAGCGUGUCGUUAGGGUCUCCGACCUCGCGCCGCUGCCGAGUUUUCAGGAGGGGGGUCCGUUAAGGCGUCUGGUGGAAGCCAGGGAGCGGGCGGAGGUCCUGCAGGGGAUGUUGAACAUGCCCCCUAUGGUACCUAUCGUGCUUCACCCUUUUUGGCCUGCGCCACCACAGCUGACGGUGAGAGAGCUUCGGACAAUGGCAUCUGAGUGGGGUGGUCCUGCGAGUUCUCUGUAUCAAGAGCCACAUCCGGCUUACCACGGCGAUCAGUACAUCUACGUGCCCGAUGUGAGACCACGAGUGUUGGUGAGAUGGCAUAUGCGGCCGCGUGUGGGAUUGUUCCAUCCGGAACAGGCGCCUACGCCAAUUCCUCUCGGUGCUCUUACAGGACAGCGACGCACGCUGCAGGGAUUUGCCAAUGGGGACAGGGUCAUUUGGGAUGACCGCUUCACGAAUCCAGAUCCUGAGAGGCCACAUGAAAAUCUGUGGAGAGGACGCACAGAGCUGGAAGUAGACCCAGAUGAACUGGCGAGACUCCAAGGGGGAAAUGAGGACUCCGAUUAG
Symbiodinium sp. CCMP2592 is the source of this 7758-nucleotide messenger RNA. NCBI's taxonomy places the organism in Eukaryota, Dinophyceae, Suessiales, Symbiodiniaceae. The record is from the annotation of a GenBank genome assembly.